CCUCCAGGAACGAGGAGGCAGCGCCAGGGAGAGGGAGGCACCCCGAGAUCUCGGGGAUUUGGGGACCCCCGGCCAUGGCCUGGGUUGGGGACGGAGUCGGGGGACACCUCACGGUCCUGGCUCGGGUCCCUGCAGCCAUCCUGGAGUCCGGGAGCAGCGAGGAGGAGGAGGAGGAGGAGGAGGCAGCUCCCGGACAGCACCUGCUCCUAGAUGCGGUGCCAGAUGACACCGAGACUCGGCUGGCCCAGCUGGAGCAAGCGUCGCAGGCGCUGCUGGCCGAGCUGGCGGCGCUGGACACCGAGGUGGAGCUGGAGCAGCAGAGCUGGCAGCGAGCGCAGGCCUUCAGUGCCCAGGAGAACGCGCGGCUGGAGAGGAUCAGCCUGGCCGGGACACCCGAGGGAACCCCUGAGGUGGCCCCAGAGGAGGUGACACCUGUGAUGACCCCCAAGGUGACUCCAGAGGAGGUGACACCCACAGGGGCGGCACUGGAGGAGCUCCCUGCCCCUGCCCAGCUCCCAGCUACACAGGAAGAUCUCUCCCAGCUCCUGGAACAGCACCGGGACCUCCAGGCACAGCUGCAGCACCUGCACACCCAGCUGGAGCUGGAGCGGGAGGAGCAGCAGCGCCUGCGGGCGGCCCUGGCCGCCAGCCAGAGGGCACUGAGGUCCUUCAAGAGAGUGUCCCAGAUUGUCACCCAGGAUUACUGCCAGGCCCUGGAGCAGCUGGAGCUGGAGCAGGACCUGCGCUGCCACGCCGAGGCCUUCGCCCACCAGAUGCUGGUCCAGCAGAAGGAGGCGAAGCGCCAGAGCUCCAUCCUGCUGAGGAGCGCCACGCCCGAUUCCCAAAUCCUGGAAGCGUUCCAGGAACUGGAAAAACUCAGCCGGGAGCUGGAGGAGACGUGGCAGGAACGGCGCCAGCGGGAGGAGGAGCUGGAGCAGGAGCGGGAGGAGCUGCAGCGGGCGCGGGAAGCGCUGGAGGAGGAGCGGGAGGAGAAGCGGGAGCUGAGGGAGCGGCUGGAAGGGCUGGAGAAGGAAGUGGGAUCCCUCCGGGAGCAGCUGGCGCAGCAGCCGCCACCUCAGAGCCACCCCGAGGUGCCACCGCCGCCACCGCUGCCACCGCCCGCUGCCACCACUGUCCCCGCCGACCCCCUGGCCGCCCUCAGGCAGAGGAAGGCACGGAAAAACCAGGAGCAGAGUGACUCAGGGGCCGAGGACAUCCGUGCCCGGGCCGUGCAGGAGAUGCUGGAGCGGAUCCGCACCGGGAUCGUCCUGCGGCCAGCCAGGGCCAGGCCACCCCCGUGCCAGCAGGACUCCGUGGCCAGCAAGAGGAGGAGCGCAGCGCUGGAGCUGCAGGGGAUCCUGGGUGCCCUGCGGAGGCCGAGCCGGAGGCGCAGCCGGAAGAGCCGGGAUCAGGAGCGCGGAUCCGUCCUGGAGCUGGGAUCCAUCCUGGAGCGGCGCCGCCGGGCCCUGGACGCUUCCAUGGGGGAUUCUGGGGGAAACCGGUCCAUGGGCACCCAUGCCACGGGGAAUUCCAUGGGCACCAAUUCCUUGGGAAACCAGUCCAUGGGCACCAAUGCCACGGGCAAUUCCAUGGGCACCAAUUCCAUGGGAAACCAGUCCAUGGGCACCAAUGCCACGCGGAAUUCCAUGGGCACCAAUUCCAUGGGAAACCAGUCCAUGGGCACCAAUGCCACGGGCAAUUCCAUGGGCACCAAUGCCACGGGCAAUUCCAUGGGGAAUUCCAUGGGGAAUUCCAUGGGGAAUUCUGUGGGCACCAAUUCCAUGAGGAAUUCCAUGGGGAAUACCAUGGGCACAAAUGCCAGGGGAAACCAGUCCAUGGGCACCAAUGCCAUGGGCACCAAUUCCAUGAGGAAUUCCAUGGGCACCAAUGCCAUGGGCACCAAUUCCAUGGGCACCAGUUCCAUGGGGAUUUCCAUGGGCACCAAUUCCAUGGGAAACCAUUCCAAGGGCACCAAUUCCAUGGGCACCAGUUCCAUGGGGAAUUCCAUGGGCACCAAUUCCACGGGCACCAGUUCCAUGGGGAAUUCCAUGGGCACCAAUUCCAUGGGCACCAGUUCCAUGGGGAAUUCCAUGGGCACCAAUUCCAUGGGCACCAGUUCCAUGGGGAAUUCCAUGGGCACCAACUCCAUGAGGAACUCCACGGGAGCACAGGAGCGCGACGGAGCUGGGAAGGAGCCGGACGCGGGAAAAAAGGACCAGGACCAGGACAAGGACCAGGACCAGGACACGGCCAGUGUCCCCUUCCGGCCCCGGGGCCUUGGUGGCCUCCCCAGGACGCGUCCCCGCCCUCGCUGGGUUUGGGACAGCGGGGACAACGCCUAGGAGCCGCUUCCCAGGAAUCCUCACCCUCCUUUCCUGGGAUUUUCCAGCUUCAUUUUCCGGGAUGCUCCCACCAUCAGUUCCCAGGGUCUUCCACCCUUUUCCCCCAAGAUUUCCCACCCUCCCUUCCAAAGAUUUUCCUG
This is a messenger RNA of Haemorhous mexicanus (house finch), 2482 nucleotides long. RefSeq names its product shootin-1-like. The transcript has 16 exons. The coding region runs from base 75 to 2342 and encodes 755 amino acids. Lineage: Eukaryota; Metazoa; Chordata; Aves; Passeriformes; Fringillidae. The record is from RefSeq and is a predicted model, not a curated record.